This is a messenger RNA of Engraulis encrasicolus (European anchovy), 4103 nucleotides long. It is a transcript of the gene cdhr5a, whose product is annotated as cadherin-related family member 5a. Gene Ontology annotation, molecular function: calcium ion binding. Gene Ontology annotation, biological process: homophilic cell-cell adhesion. Lineage: Eukaryota; Metazoa; Chordata; Actinopteri; Clupeiformes; Engraulidae. The transcript has 14 exons. The coding region runs from base 98 to 2350 and encodes 750 amino acids. The record is from RefSeq and is a predicted model, not a curated record. Gene Ontology annotation, cellular component: plasma membrane.
GGAGGGCGCUGAGCCGUCCUCUGCUGGCAAGCUCUUUAGGCAAUAUAUGACCGUAAGAUGAAGUCACAAACAUUGCGACUGGAAUCGACUCCCACUCAUGGGGGGAACACAGUCAGUGCUUUAUGUGGAGAAGUACCAGCUGGUACCACGGUCUCCCUCCAGUCCUCCAUACUUCAUUUGUGUGGACGCAGAUUAUUGGGGGGACAUGGAACAACAACGCAAAUAUUACAGUAAAUCCUUCAAUGGCAUCCUCUACUUCCUCCUGACCGUCUGCCUUCACAAACUAAGCCAGUCGCAAAAGCUGUGCACCGUCCCCCCAGAGCCCGUGACUAUCAGAGAGAAUAGCACAGUUGACACUUUCAUUGCCACGGUCAACACCACCGAGAGGGACAUCACACUGACCAUCAUGGAUAAUCCAGAGGAGGCGUUCGAGCUGCGGGGCAUGGACCUGAUGGCCAAAAGAGGUCUGGAUUUCGAGACUUUACUUAAUGAGGAUGCGCUCACAGUCAGGAUAAAAUGCAACAAGACUGGAUUCAAAGCAGUUACCUUACCUCUUAUAGUGCAAGUAGAAAACAUCAACGAUAAUCCACCCACCUUUGCCAAGGAGGAAUAUGUGCUGGAAAUUGAUGAGCUCAUGCCAAUAAAUUCCAGCAUUGGACUAAUAGAGGCCACAGAUCUGGACUCCGAUCUUCUCUACUACAGCUUGGAUCCAUCCACGAGCAAAUACUUCAGGUUACAAACGGAGAACUACCCAAAGCUCUUGGUGCAAAAGAUAGUGGAAUUCGAUGUCAUCCAGAAGAUGACACUGAUCCUAUAUGUCCAGGACACACCCAUUUCUACAGAGCUUGACGAGCCCUCCUUCACGGCCACCACCACCAUCCAGGUGAACGUGCGCGACAUCGAUAACCGUCCCCCGUGGUUCCAGCCAUGCAACAAGGCCCAAGUCGGCAUUGCCAAACUCUGCUACAGCUCGGGGUACAAGGGCAGAGUGAACCUGACAGAAAAAGUAGAAGGUCCUUUGCAGUUGCAACCAGGACCUGUGUAUGCAAAAGAUGGAGACAAAAGCAGAAAUGAACCGAUCAGUUACAGGAUCCUCAAAGGAAAUGAGGACACCAUAUUUGAAAUUGAUGAGAACACGGGCAACAUAACAAUGCUGAAGGCUGCUGACAUCGCUGGUCCAAUUACUCUGACUGUUCUGGCCUCGCAAGUCACCAACAGAGAUCAAUUUGCCAUCGCAUCAGUCACCAUUGAGGUGAUGAAGAAGAGCCGCAACCCUCCGAGAUUUGAGAAGGAGCGCUAUGAGGCCUACGUCUACACCACCUCUGGACCAGACAACAUGGUCAUGAGAGACAAGACCUCCAACAGACCCUUCCGAGUCAAAGCCCGUGAUGAGGACUUUCUAACUGGUACGAAUCCUGACAUUCGAUACGAGGUCCAGUACAGCAGCUAUGUCAACGUGACCACAGACGGCUUUGUUGUCUUGAAGAAGGCCGUGAAAACGGAAUCCUUCGCACUGCAGCUCCGUGCCGUAGACAUAACCACAGGGGAGUCUGGAACGGCAGCACUGUCUGUUCAAGUCAUUCCAGUGCCAGACCAGUCACCGUCUGACGGCUACAGGGCAGGAGACAUGGCUCUGCUGGGCUUCAUCAUGGCAGCGCUGUUGGUGAUGUGCCUCAUCGUGAUCGGAGUCCUCAUCUCCAAGCUGAGGAAAGGGAAUGCCAAUGCGCUCAAGUUAUCAGAGUGUCUAGGCCCGUGCCUAAAACUGCAGCCCAGAAGAAGACCAAGAGACAGCAUGCAGUUUACCAACGACGGGUUCAUGACUGAAGGGGGUGACCCUAGUCGCGGGGGAGGGCUGCCCCCUCGGCGAAGCUCCGGCCCCGACCGCAGACCUGACUCCAUCAAGACGGCCAGGGCCAGAGCCUUGAUCCGAGAGCGGCAGAAGUCACCUUGCAGCUCCUGCGGCAGCAACCGGACCAGCCAGGCCAACCACGUCCCCGCCGGCAGCAGCCCGGCUAAGGCCCGGCUGGGGCCCACGGGACAGAUCCGCUCCAUCCUCGCCAAGGGGAAGAAGCGGGACGAGCGGCAAAAGAGCGUGUGGUUCAAGGAGAGCGCUGACACCUCUGAGAUCCAGGUGGAGAUCAUUCCUGACAACAUAGGCCUCAAGCCUAGUCCUGAGGAGGAUGUGGAGAGCCUGGAUGCUGACUCCACCAGCUCCCUCCCCACAGAGAGCGAGAUGGAGCUGGGAGAACUGACCGCCAUGAUCACGCAGCAAGACAUGGCCGUGCAAGUGGACAAUUCUGAGGAGGACAAAGAGGACGAGAAAGAGAACGGAGACAAAGAAGACCAGUAGUGGAUGUGUUCAUUUUACAGACACUUGCUUGAAAAAUAAAUAUCAUCGAGUGAGUUGGGGGAAAAAAGACACACACGGAAAAGAGAUGCUAUCUCCUCUUGUAAGACAUUGGCAAUGUUUUCUCGACUUCAUCUCCAUGGGAGAUUUCUCCGUACAGCCUCUCCCUGCUCUUCCACAGAUGAUGGAAUGGAUCUGAUAAUUGCUCAAAUGCUUUUUGGUUAGCUUAAUUGGGUCUGUUAAGCUAAUCAAAGCCACGGUUUAAAUUAAGGACACUUCAACCCCCCCUGGAGGCAGGCAUGUGAAGCUCUUGCAACUCUACAGUUGAAAUGAAACCAGGCUCUGUGUUCUCCCACUUUGAGUCAGGUAUUGCACAGCCAGCAAUAAGAGGCCAGAAACAUGCAGUAAAUUCAUGCAUACACAACCAAAACAGAUAGACGUGGGUUGGCCUGGAAGGUCAAUAUGUUAACUUAUACUUGUACAGUUUAUUUGUAAUUUAGUUAUUUUAAAGCUUCAAGGAAUAGCAUGUAUUCUGUUGCUUAUUUCCAGAAUGUUUGCCUCUCAUUCACAAAUUCCAUCUUUUUCGUGAAUAUUUACAAGUGACAACCACUAUUAAUCUGCCAUUUUGAAUUAAAAGUCAUAGACAUCUUUGGCUGCAAAACCUAUUCUGGUCAGACCAGUAAAGAUUAGCUUCAUAUUAUAUUAGUGAAAAACAGCAAAUUUGUGAACGGGCAUCAUUCAACAUUUUGGAAAGGAAUAAAAACUGUAAAAUUACACACUGGUCCUUUAAAGGUAAUGUAUGUAUUUUUGUGCAAAUGAUAUGAGUAGACGUGUGUUGGAUUUACAUGUCGUUAGGUACACUGUACAGCUUCGCCUUUCCAGCCAAGUGAUGUCUUUGGCCAUUCUGUCAGUGGUGUAGUUUGGCAUUCACAUCACUACAUGUAAUCCUCUGAUGUCCUCACACUGUUGACUUAAGAGAGUGCAGUACUGGGGCGGGCCUCACAGAAGACCAUCCUCUGGUACUGCCUUAGCGCCCACCAUACUUAGUAGAGUCAUGAAUACAGCAUGAGUUCCACACCAAACACACAGUCCAUGUUUGAGGCAACAUUUUGAAAAAAAAAAGUGCCUGAGAAGGUUUGAUAUAAGACUUCUACUCUUCAGAUCCAUUUUUUUUGUUGAUGUUCAUGUUCCAAGGCAAUGUUGCUGUUUUGGAAUGUAUUUGACCUGUACCACACUAACACACCUAGCAAAUCAUAUAGGUUUUAUGGACAUAUUUUGAUACUUCAAAUACUUCAAGUUCAACUUGCCAACCUUACUAAGCACAUUAAGCAUUGAUGGUGUGUACUGUGUGUUUGUAUUUUGUUCUUAAGGAAUGUUUAAGAAGGAUAACUUAAUAAAUUAUUUCGAAAUCAGGACAGAAAAUGUUGAUUUAGUAUUUUCAGCAUCAACUUGUGCUGUAGUCCCAGAAGGAAGGGUUGCAUACAGCUUGCCGUCAUGCAUUUUAAAUGGUGGAAAACCGUAAUAAGACAUUUCAUCAUCUGAUAUGCUACUGCUACAUCCUUGAUAGUAGGCUUUACGUUGUGUGUUUUCAUACCUAGUACAUGAAAUACCUCUGAUGUAAGCUCUAUACAUGAGCUUUGGUGUUUGGUGCAUUUGCACACUAAGGAAGCAAAACAUCUAUGCCAGGGGUUCCCAACCCUUUCCAACUUGGGACCCACUUUUUCACAAAUGUCCGGGGCCCAUCUCUGGCCCAAUA